Zerene cesonia (dogface butterfly) is the source of this 4877-nucleotide messenger RNA. It is a transcript of the gene CASK, whose product is annotated as peripheral plasma membrane protein CASK. Bases 434 to 3286 code for a protein of 950 amino acids. Gene Ontology annotation, biological process: protein phosphorylation; regulation of neurotransmitter secretion. Lineage: Eukaryota; Metazoa; Arthropoda; Insecta; Lepidoptera; Pieridae. The transcript is spliced from 24 exons. The record is from RefSeq and is a predicted model, not a curated record. Gene Ontology annotation, cellular component: plasma membrane; cell-cell junction. Gene Ontology annotation, molecular function: protein kinase activity; ATP binding; signaling receptor binding.
UUUGCAAUCGUAAAUGUCAAAAGUAAAUAGAAAAUAGUGGAAAUGAAAAUUUAAUAAAUAAUUGUAUAUUUCUAUUAUAUUAUUCAGUUAUCUACAAGUAGUAAUAUAAACAAAAUAUUUUUCCUCUAAUAAUACACCAGUUCCAUAUAUGUGAAGAAUUCGAUUUUUAAAAUAGAAGCGAAAGGUCGUAUUUUUUCAACUGUAAAGUAUUUAUCUAAUUUUCGAAUAUUUACUGAUUUUAUUAUUAAUUAUUAUUAUACAACUUUUGUCAUUAAAUAUCAGUUUGUGUUCAAGUAGUUAUUAAUGUCCUUGUAAGUUUGAAUCCUUGAAAUACGUCCCUGGGCGUAACCUUCUCGUUUUCGGGUUGAAGGCUGUGCGAAAAUGAUAUUUUUUAAUCCUUACUGAAACGUAGUGCAUAAAUAAUUGGUGAAAAAUGGCCGAGGAAGAAGUUCUUUUCGAUGAUGUGUACGAACUUUGCGAAAUUAUUGGCAAAGGACCAUUUAGUCUUGUCCGACGCUGUGUACACCGACAGACUGGUCAACAGUUUGCAGUGAAGAUUGUUGAUGUAGCAAGGUUCACAGCGAGCCCAGGAUUGAGUACUGCUGACUUGAAACGUGAAGCUACAAUAUGCCAUAUGCUAAAGCAUCCCCAUAUUGUGGAGCUCUUAGAGACAUACAGCUCUGAAGGCAUGCUGUAUAUGGUCUUUGAAUAUAUGGAUGGAUCUGAUCUUUGCUUUGAGGUUGUAAGAAGAGCAACGGCUGGAUUUGUGUACAGCGAAGCUGUGGCAUGCCACUACAUGCGGCAAAUAUUGGAAGCGCUUCGUUAUUGUCAUGAGAAUGACAUAGUACAUAGAGAUGUGAGACCCCACUGUGUGCUACUUGCUGGCAGAGACAACUGUGCUCCGGUCAAACUUGGAGGUUUUGGAGUGGCUGCUCAACUCCCCACACCCACUGCUCACCGGGCACCUCCUGAGCUGGUGAUGGACAAUCGGCCCUUAGUGGGUCCCAUGGGCCAAGCCUAUCUCAAAUCAGAUGAGUAUGGUCGCAUCGGCACGCCGCAUUACAUGGCACCUGAAGUCGUGUCAAGCCAGUUGUACGGCAAGCCGGUGGAUGUGUGGGCAGCGGGGAUCUUGCUGCACGUGCUGCUCGUGGGGUAUCUGCCGUUUACGGGCACGCGGGAGAGGUUGUUUGAGGCUAUCUGUCGUGGGAGAUUGCGGUUUGACGCUCCUCUAUGGGAGGAUAUAAGCGAUGCAGCCAAAGAUCUUGUCCAACGCAUGUUGACAGUUGAUCACACGCAAAGAAUCAAUAUACAAGAAGUCCUCAACCAUCGAUGGAUAAGAGAUCGCGACAAGCAGAACCGUAUCCACUUAGCGGGUACCGUGGAAGAGCUGAAGAAGUUCAACAGCCGCCGACGUCUCCGCGCUGCCACCCUCGCGGCCGCGUCUGUGGAGGAUGAUGAGGAGGAGGAGCAACCGGCCAGGAAGCAGGCUCUGCUGGAGGAGGCUAAUGCUGCAGCCGUGAAUCUGAUAGUUGAAUCUCUGGACGACGUUGCCGUGUUGCAAGAUGGGCCGCUUUUCAUGGAUCCAGAUUUGUUCCACACUGUUCUUGAUGAUCUACAGCUGCGCGCUUUGUUGGAGGUGUACGACCGCAUCGCGUGCACGGUGGUGGUGACGAGCGGGCGCGCGCCGGCGGCGGAGGGGCGCGCGCGCGCCCGCGCCGCGCUCGACGCGUCGCGCGCCCGCGCCGCGCCCGCGCCCGCCGGCGCCGCGCCCGCGCCCGCCGGCACCGCGCCGCACACCGCCGCCGCCAUACACGAGCUGCGCCGCGUGCUCGCCGCGCCGCACGUCAAGGCUCUGCUCCAAGCGCACGAUGUGGUCGCACGCGAAGUGUACGGCGAGGAGUCGCUGCGAGCGUCCCCGCCGCCGGUCAACGGGCGAGCGGCGCAGCCCUCCGCUGACGAGGAAGACGAUACGGAACCAGAGUUCGAGAACGUGACUAGAGUGCGACUCGUGCAGUUCCAGAAGAACACUGAUGAGCCUAUGGGUAUAACACUUAAACUGGCGGACGACGGUCGCUGCAUUGUGGCCCGCAUCAUGCACGGCGGUAUGAUCCACCGACAGGCCACAUUACACGUCGGCGAUGAGAUUAAAGAGAUCAACGGCACGCCCGUCGCCAAUCAGUCGGUGGCCCAGUUGCAGAGGAUGCUGCGUGAAGCCAGAGGCUCCGUUACGUUCAAGAUAGUUCCAUCGUACCGCUCAGCUCCGCCACCUUGCGAGCUAUUCCGGAUAAAGCCUUCGCCCGUUCUAAUCUUCGUGAGAGCGCAAUUUGAUUACGAUCCAUUAGAGGAUGAACUCAUACCGUGCGCCCAAGCCGGUAUAGCUUUCAAUAUAGGGGACAUUCUACAGAUAAUAAGUAAAGACGACUCUCAUUGGUGGCAAGCUCGUAAGGACGCCUCCGGUGGCUCGGCCGGUCUCAUACCGAGUCCCGAACUACAGGAAUGGCGCGCGGCUUGUGCUGCCGCCGAAAAAUCUAACACUGAUCAAGUCGGAGCUGACGGCUGCGUGUCUCAUACCGACGGAUGUGAGAACACAGUGAACUGUUCGAUAUUCGGACGCAAGAAGAAACAGUCGAAAGACAAAUAUCUCGCGAAACACAACGCCGUAUUCGAUCAACUAGAUGUUGUGACGUAUGAGGAGGUCGUGAAGUUGCCUUCAUUCCAAAGAAAAACUAUAGUUCUAUUGGGCGCUCACGGCGUCGGUCGCCGUCAUAUAAAGAACACUCUCAUAGCGCGUCACCCGGAUUUGUACGCCUACCCUAUUCCACACACAACUCGUCCUCCCAGACCUGACGAGGAAAAUGGCAGACACUACUAUUUCGUAUCGCACGACGAAAUGAUGGCUGAUAUCGCUGCUAACGAAUAUCUUGAAUACGGCACGCACGAGGACGCAAUGUACGGCACGAAGCUGGAGACGAUCCGCCGCAUCCACUCGGAGCGGCGCAUCGCCAUCCUCGACGUGGAGCCGCAGGCGCUCAAGAUCCUGCGCACGGCGGAGUUCGCGCCCUACGUCGUGUUCAUCGCCGCGCCGCCGCUCAACAACGUGGCCGACUACGACGGCUCGCUGGAGGUGCUGGUCCGCGAGUCGGAGCAGCUGCGGCGCACGUACGGACACUACUUCGACCUCAACGUGGUCAACAACGACAUCGACGACACGCUCGCCGCGCUCGAGGCGGCGCUCGCCCGCCUCAGGGCUUCGCCCCAGUGGGUGCCCGUCGCCUGGGUGUAUUGACGCACCCACUGCGCGCUAUAGUGCAACUGCCAUGCGAUUGCCGUUUAGUGGGCGGAUUCCGGACGGCUUCGCGUUUCGGAUAGCUGCGGAUCGGACAAAAAGUAUUCCUACCCCCUCCCAUAUAAAUUGGUUUGUGUGAAUUGAUCAGUUUUAGGAAUUUUUGUACUUUGGCAUUCCAAUGUACAGAAAUCCUAAAAUAUAUAUUCCUAAAAUAUCCAUUGAUAAGUAGUUAUUUUAUAAAAAAUCUUGUCAUUUCUUUAGACGUGGGCAGUACUUAAAAGUGCCCCUCAGGUGGGUGCAUAGUGUGUGAAGUGCGUGGGUUUAGUUAAUAUGAUGAUGAUAAUGGAGACAAUUUCUGAAUUAUAUUCAGGGUUUUUGAAAGAGUUUUUAUUGGAUAACUUUUUAAUUUUCUCCCCUAUAUGAUCACUUGGUUCACUUAGCGCGAUUACAGCAAUAAGGCAUACUUAAGUAGUGGGUUAUCAAAUAUCUUGUUACACCUUUCAAAGCUCCUGACAAGCAAUUACAUUUAAAUGAAGCUUCGCAGUGUAAUGGUCGGAUUCGGAACUGUUUUUUUUGUAUAGUUUUUCAGCAUUUUGGGAUAUCAUUGAAUAAUUUUUUUUUCUAAUUCACCCCUCGCACUUUAUACCAGUACUUAGUCAGAUAUAGACCAGUACUUAGUCAAGUACUGGUCUAUAUCUAAUCUGAAAUCAUUAGAACCACUUUGGAUCCUAGUCUCGCGAGUAUCAAUAUACUCCUGAUAUUUAUAACCUGAUCUUUUCGAGUUAGUCUAAAUGGUGUUAACCUCUCCAAAGCUGCACAUUUUAGAAAAGUAUUUAGUAUUUUGUGACCAUUUGUUCACCCUUUUCCUCUAUGAAAUCACUGAAUGCUCCCAGCAAUUUUGCGAAUAUGAUAAAUAAAUAUAUAAUUUACCAGUUUCACUAUAUUGGGAGAACCGUCAACGUCUCUGUCCCGAAUCUGCUCUAUUUUGCUGGCAAUUCGAUCAUGUCAUGGCAUCGUAAGCACCAAAUUUUCUACGGCACUGGUGAAUAAAUAAAAAUAUAUUGCAAAAAAAAAACAUAAUGAUUCGUUUGUAUUGUUAUAUGACGAUAUGAUAGUUGAAUUUGUAGGACAUACAAAACGCAGUGCCGUCGUAUAUUUGAAGCAAAAUUGUUGAAAUGGACUCGACAAAAUAUUAAAAUAGAUAUAUUUAUUUUAGGCUGCGUUCGUUACCAAAGACCUUCGGGACUUCAAAAUUAUUGAUUUUAUUGAUUCCAUUCCAACAACUUAUAUGAAUAAUAUAUAAUAAUACUUAACUUGAAUAUGCUCAAACUUAGAUACUUCGUACCCGAGGGGGUUGUAUUAUAAUAUAAGAGCACGUAUCAUUUCGGAACACUUUUCAUGGACGCACGAGAAAACAGGCCUUGGUCACAAUGAACAGUUAUAAGUUACGUCUGUCUAGACACUACGUUUUUCAAUUUUUUUUUUAUUUUUUAUUUAAUCAUAAUAUAUAACACAAAAAUAAAUACACUUAAAAGUUAAAAAGGGAAAGAGUUAAGGUACACUUUCUAUACAUAACAAUGAGAUAAAAAAA